Molecule: messenger RNA, 8042 nt
Organism: Xiphophorus maculatus (southern platyfish)
Lineage: Eukaryota; Metazoa; Chordata; Actinopteri; Cyprinodontiformes; Poeciliidae
Gene: nfic
Product: nuclear factor I C
Exons: 13
Coding region: 137-1699 (520 amino acids)
Biological process (GO): regulation of transcription by RNA polymerase II
Cellular component (GO): nucleus
Molecular function (GO): RNA polymerase II cis-regulatory region sequence-specific DNA binding; DNA-binding transcription factor activity, RNA polymerase II-specific
Source: RefSeq, a predicted model, not a curated record
UUUCAUUCUGCCGCAGCCUGGAGGAGGAGAAGGAGGAGGAGGAGGAAGAAGCCUGACGCGGGACGUUUGUGGAGCGGAGCACCGCGGAUUUCCUCCAGCUGGCAACCAGGGGCACAAUGAUGGGAAUAACUGUGGAAUGAUAAGGACCGUUAGCUCAGGAUGGGCAGGCGCAGAGAUCAGCUUUAACUUCAGCCGGUGGCGGUUCAGCUUGGAAAUGGAUGAGUUCCAUCCAUUCAUUGAGGCUCUGCUGCCCCAGGUUCGUGCCUUCGCUUAUACAUGGUUUAACCUCCAGGCCAGAAAGAGGAAGUACUUCAAAAAACAUGAGAAGAGGAUGACUAAAGAAGAAGAGAGAGCUGUUAAAGAUGAAUUACUGGGAGAAAAAGCAGAGGUGAAACAAAAAUGGGCUAGUCGACUUUUGGCGAAACUAAGAAAAGACAUCAGACCUGAAUGCAGAGAGGACUUUGUCUUGUCAAUCACUGGAAAGAAGGCUGCGUGUUGUGUCUUGUCAAAUCCUGACCAGAAAGGCAAAAUGAGACGAAUAGACUGUCUCAGACAAGCUGACAAGGUGUGGAGGUUAGACUUGGUGAUGGUUAUCCUCUUUAAGGGAAUUCCUCUAGAAAGCACAGAUGGAGAGCGUCUGGUUAAGGGAGGCCAGUGCUCCAAUCCUGUUCUCUGUGUCCAGCCACGACACAUCUCUGUUUCUGUGAAAGAGCUAGACCUCUACCUCGCCUUCUAUGUGCAGGAGAAAGAGGCAGAGCAGAGUAACAGUCCCAGUCGUACUGGAGUUGGCUCUGAUCAGGAGGACAGUCGACCAGCAACUAUAGAUGGCCCAGAGUUCCAGGAAAGUUUUGUGACUUCAGGAGUUUUCAGUGUUCCUGAGUUGGUCCAGGUCUCAAGAACUCCAGUAGUUACAGGAGUGGGACCUGGUUUCUCUAUUGGGGAGCUUCAAGGUCAUCUGUCCUAUGACCUUAACCAGUCCAUCAACCAACCGGUCAGCCUGCGACGGUCGUUGGCCAGCACGUCCUCCAGCGGGAGUAAACGCCUUAAGUCCGGCUCCAUUGAAGAGGAUGCUGACAGUCCUGGAGGGGAGUAUUACCAUUCACCUGCAUCUCCUGCAAGCAGCUCCAGGAACUGGACUGAUGACUUGGAAGGAGGUUUGUCUCCCCCAGUGAAGAAGGCAGAGCUGGACAGCCCUUCUCCACAGGAGGGCUCACCAAGGAUGGGAUCCUUCACUCAGCACCACCGGCCAGUCAUAGCAGUGCACAGUGGUCUCUCUCGAUGUCCUCAUCCCUCCUCAUCACUUCACUUUCCGUCUUCUUCCUACUUUGCCCAUGGAGCAAUCCGAUACCCCCCCCAUCUGGCCCAGGACCCAUUGAAGGAUCUAGUCUCAUUGGCCUGUGACCCUGCAAAUCAGUCCCCCAGUUCUCUGAAUGGCAGCACUCAGGUUAAAGUGCCCAGCCAUUACAUCUCCUCCCAGAUGUUAGCGCCCCCUGGACCAGCAUCCUCCCUCCCCAGACCAGCAGUUCCCACAGAGUCCAAAGCUUCUACCUCCUCCUCUGAUGGGGGGGCAAAUUCCCCUACGUCACCCACAUACUCUGCUCCUGGGACCCCACCUGCCAGCCGGUCUUCCUUCGUUGGAGUCAACCCUCGAGACCCCGGAGGGCUAUACCAAGCCCAGUCUUGGUAUCUGGGCAACUAGGCGAACUUUGGCAGAAAGCUGAUGAAGCUGACAGCACGCUCCUGGAGGAAAUAAUCCCAUCAAGACACUAUCAGAGCAGAAAAUAUGUCCAGUUUUCUAGAAAUGCGACACCCUGGUUUCAUGCAUACAUAAAUAUAUAUGACCAUGUAUUUAUGUAUGCUUUUCACAGGAGAGGACCACCUAGAUGGAAGGUGGAUGCUGCUCAGCCUGAUUGAACUCUGCUGUAAUACUACAUAACUGUCAUAACUGACAGCUUCUGGGAUUUCACAUGAAGACUGUGGGUUGGUAAAGCAGUCAGAUUGGUUUUUAAAGAACUACGCAUCAACUCUGCAGGUUCUAGGAAGCUUGUAAGCCCACUGCAUCCCAAGGAUGGACCCUGUUGUCCCAGGAUACAUGUAAGCCUUUAUUCCAGGCUGUCCGCUUUAAGUCCUUCUGGAGGCCUGUAUACAUCCCAGCUCCAAUGACCGGAACCCCUGCCUUCAUCAAUGCAGGUGCUGCUUUUAAUAUAUGCAAACAAGCCUCCAUUCAUUUCCAGACUGACUAGAAUGUUUCUAUAUAUGUUUGUUUGCACUUUUUAGUCUUUAUUGAGAUGAGCUGAGUUUCUUUUUCAUUCCCAUCCUUCCUGAGACAGAAGCUUUCUUUUUUUUGACAAUCAUCAAGCUGAAGCUUUUAGGUUGCAUUGCAAAAUGUUUAAUAUGCUUUUAAGAUGAAAACAAGGAGUGAAAUAAGAUUUCUCUUCUUGCCUUGUUCAACACAACACAAGCACUUUAAGAGAUUGAGAGGAAAAGCUAGUAAACUUCUGUGGAUGUUUGGGAUAACAUGCUGGAGAUGUCUGUUCCUAUGGAGACACAAGUUUCUGCCUGUGAGUCAGGACACGUUGACAUACAGUCAUGUUUCUGGGUAAUGAAGGUGAUCAGUGUAGAAAGCAAUGCAGCAACCUGCGAAUGCUUACCAGUUUGUGUUUGUGUAUUCUCUUUCCUGCUCUGUUCUGAGGAGCUGUUAUGUUCAUGUGUCUGUUUUGGAGCAGAAAGCCAACAGUGCACUAUGGUCAUGUUGACCUCCCUUUUUUUGAGAAAGACUUGGUAUUGUGGAGUGUUGCUAAGCCUAACUGUGCUCUAAAGUGUUUGUGGUGUGCAGGAGCUCUACAUACUGAGCUGAAGAGAGGAGGACAGUGUCUCUUUGACUUCUAGAAAGAGUAUUGCCUCUGUUAGGUUCUGUAAUGGCCAACCUCAACCCUAUGUGCACUGUAUGUGCACUGUGUGUUACCUCAGGUUGAGUUUUCAGACCAGAGCUGACAUCAGCAAUGGCGUAAGGAGGUAAGCCAGGACCAGGAUUUAAAGGUAGAUGUUGUUUUUCAUGAAGCUAGAAGUUUGGGGUCAGCUGUAAAAUACUGUUUUAGUCAAUUAUUAUUAUUAUUAUUAUUACUAAAUCGUGCUGCAUAGAACAUAUUAAACAUGAUCAGUGUUGAAUUUCAUCAGAGUAAUCCCCUGCUGUCUUUAUGAGACUCAAAUCCACAUUCUUAUAAUGAAACCGAAUCACAGCAGUAUUCUCAUUAUCUCUAGUCCUACACUCCUUUAGUACAUAACUCUUCAUCACUCUUUCAUUUGUUGCUAUGGAGAUCAAAACACUAAACAUAAGUUAACAAAGAAAUACUUGUCCAGGACAGAUAGUACAGACCCAUUCAAUGAAUUAGAAUAUUAUCGAAAAGUCAAUUUAUCUCACAAACUUUAUCUGUAAGUGAAACACAUGGUAUAGAUUAAUAACACACAGGCGGAUAUUUGAAAGCCCUUAUUUCCAUUAAUAAUGAUAAUUAUCCACUUACAUUUAAUGAAAAUAUGACAAUUAAAAUAAAUAAAAUAAAAUAACCAUUUUAAUACAGAAUUGUUGCCUUAUAGUUAAAAGUAUGUUUAAUACUUUAACUUUAAUGCUUAAAGGUUAUUUUCAAAAGUUGCUUUUGAUCUGACAAAUGAGCCUCAUCAGAACACAUAUUAUAAGUUAUUUAAUACAUUUGAGCAAACAAAAACUAGUAUAAUUAAGAGUUUACCAAAAUGUGUCCUUCGGAUGGUGAUGGGUUCUAGAAGAACUAAAAAGCACACUAAAUGUUCCUGUUCGUAAAAGCCUAAUGAAACUUUAAGGCCUGGUACUCAAUGUUUUGCUCAUCAUUUGUGUGAGCUAGAAUGUUCUGCAGUUUGUUGUCUAAGUCUAGACAUGGUGUAAUCUGUCUUGUCCUGGGCAGAAGUCAGACAUCUGGUGGAAACCAGUAAUACACAAGACUGGGCCCCAUAGCAGCAUGGGAUCAUAAAGGGUCUGAAUAUCUGGCAAAGCACAGAGACUGUGACCCUCAGUCUACAGUUCACUUUGCUGUUCUAUACUCCAUAAUGCAGCAGUUUUAUUUCCCACCUUGAACAUCUACAAACUAAAUUUUAUGUUAUAACAGUGCACUUUAUCUGAUUAGAGCUGUUGUUUAUCAGCUCAUUUCAUCCCAUCACUUUCAGUAUUAGCUGCUUAGUAGUGUUUUUUGUCCAAACCUUGCAUGUUUUAAUGAUAAAAGUUAUUUUGUACCUGCUUUGACAUAAUUUCAAAUAAUCUUCUUUAUCAGAAUUGUCAAACUCCACUCCUCAAGUGGUUUGUGUUCUGGAUGUUUAAUGAUCACGAGGGAUGACUGGUAGGCCUCUGCAGAGCUGAUCUGCAGCUGCAGAGCUGACUCAGCCAUGAAUCUCUACCUCAGAUUCAUGACUGAAUCUGAGGUAGAGAUUCAGCCGUGCAUUCAUCUGUGUUACAGCAGGCUCACAUCUAACACAACACUUCUCCUAGCAAAGAGCUGGACACCUUUGUUCUAUAAUACACUCCUAGUCUGUGUCCAAAGUGUGUACUGUCAGCCAUUUGCAGCCAUCAGAAUGAAUUUGCAACCUCCACUGAAGGAUGGUACCAAUCAUUUGCUGUAUAUUUAAUACAGAACAGACAACCAAGGCCUUUCAGAGCACAUUCAGUGUAGUUAAUGUCUUAAAAUGGAAAAAUACAAAGCAUUCAUCCUUUAUAAACUAUGUUUUGGUGCUUUAAUUUAAAUAUCCAAGGGAAUAAAACCACAAACAUCCAGUAACUUUUUGUCAAAGGCAGAGUAUGGUGCAGCCGUUAAUCUUAAAUACAGCAAGGUUUGUCAAAGAAAGAGUGACCCAUAUUCGGUUAUGAGAUUCAGAAUUAAAUUUUGUUCAAGAAAAGAUUUUGCCCAGAAAAUCUAGAAUGUAUUAUUUCUGUUUUGAUAAGGAAAAUAUAAAAAAAACCCUGUUAUUGCAUAGUCAAUGAUUUACAGAUCUUCUAGAAAAGUAUGACUAGUUUUUUUCAUUUUAUUGAAAUAUUCUGUUUAUUCUAUUGUUGUGCAAGUAAAAGAAUUAAGAAAUGAUUACUGUUUUAGAUCUAAUCUAAUUUUUGGGCCUUCAAGUGCUUUAAACCUGAUGAUGGCUUUCAUGGCAAAAGUUAGGACACUUCUAGUCCAUCUCACUAUGGAAAUGUGUCUCUCUCAUGGUAAUAUCUGGCUGGUUUGAUCAGGGUUCAGAUUCUGUCAUAUUUCAGAAGUGUGGCCCAGUUGGGGCCCAAAACCACAAUCAACAAACAGGCCAUACAAAAAUAUUAUACAGUAAAUGAUAUGCCAAAUUUAAUAUUUCUGUGAACUUUUUUUCUUCGGAUUUUCAAAAUACUGACUUACCAGGAGAAAUCCAGACGUGUUGCGAGGUUUACAGGCAGAAAAUUGAAGCAAGUCGGGAUGAAAAUCAUAACAGCUGGUUAAAAUAUGGAUGUGAUUUAGUGAAGGAGUGACCUGAUCUGACUUUACAUCUUCUAUAUUUACUUAUUAAAUAUUGCUUGUACUUUAUUCAUGUUGAGAACAUUACAAAACGUGAUCCAGAUCUAUGUUUGGUGGUUUUUUAAAAUAUUUUGAUGGUUCAUCAUGCGUGGUGAAGUUCUGAUAAAAAUGCAGCUGUUAUAUUGUACAAACAAUUGCGAUGCAAUAUUUUUUUUUCUUUUGACUUGUCUCAAGCUUUAACAAGACUCCUGCUGAAUUGUGCUUUUACCAAAAUAUAGCCAUCAAGUGUUGGAAGCCACUGUGUGCAGACGCAGGACGCUUACCUGUUUGUGUUUGUCCACUACUUUCUCUUGCAUGUCAAAGCCUCCAUAUGGAUCUUGUUAGGUGCUACAUGUAGAGAAAAUCCAUCAAACUUAGUCUCACAAUGAUUCUUCCCUCCACGCACGUUUGGACUUUCUACCAACUUCAAGCUCAAAAGGAAGCCACACAAGUGUCACUUCCUUUCCCUUUGGUGGGGGUCUCGCCUGUUCUGCAUGGUGCUGCCACUACUGCUGUGCUGACCAAAGGAAUGCAUGGCAUUGCCUAAUAAAUCCCAACUUUUAUCAUGCUUUACCUUGCAGUUCUCUGGAGCAGCUGAUGGAGAGCCUCUUUGUGUCUUUCUGUUUUUACUACAGCACUGCUUUUUUGCACGAUAGUUCAUAAAACACAUUGUGUGCCUUGCCUAUACCUAGGAAGCAGUAAAACAUUGAGGAAAGCUGAAAUGCAGCAGGCAGCACUUUUAGAGGUGCAUGAGGGAGUUUCUUGUCAUUCUGCAGGGUUGCAGAUGUUUUAGGUUGACCAACUGUCAAUUUUCCACAUUUAGGUUGUGUCUGUAUUCUCAGAGCUUUGAUGAUUUAGUGAUUGAAGUGAUUGUAUGUAAAAUAAUCUGAUGUCAAAGUUUCUGUAUGUUUCCCUAAGAAAGAUUGCUCCAGACAGAGUCUGCUACUUUGUGGCUCCUUCAGAUUUAUAAACAGCUCUUUGAGUCUUCAGCACUGAUUGGUCAUAAUUGAGUCAUAUUGUGUUAGACCAUGGAACACCUCUAUCAGUGUAGUGAACUUCCAACCCUGUGACCAAGUCAUGGAAUGUUCAGAUUCAUUCCCCAUCACACUGGUGCAUAUUUAUAUCACGAGUGAAUGAAUUACCCUGUGUGAAGGAAAUGGCUUUCCAGCAUGACCUCUGUGUAUAGCUGAUGCUGCAGUGUAGAUUAUAGGAUUUCCAGUUAAAACUGGAUCCACUAGUUAAUGGCUAGAAUCAGUGUAGAGUGAGCACUGCAAUCUAGAACGCAAUAUAGCCCACAUGUAGGCGCCGCUGAAACGUAUGUAAACACUAUGCAAUGACCUGAUAAUAACCUUAUACCAUACAAGUAUGCUAAGUUAUGCAGACACUCAAUCUGCACUGAUGACGAGUCUCUCAUCUUGCUUUCUACAAAACCAUGUGAUGCCAGCUGUAGUCUGAAAACGAUUUAACAGCAUUAGAUAUUGAGCUGCUUACCACAGCAGGCUGAAAUCAAAAGACAACCGAACUUUCACUCACUUUUCCCUAUAAUCCUCAACUGCAAGCCUCCAGAAUUGACAAAGGCUACAUUCAGACAGCAGGUGUUGAUAUCCAAUGUUUUUCUCAGUGGAUGUUUCUAUUACUAAUUAAAUGGAACCACAAUCAGACUUCUGAGUUUAUAAGCCCCAAAGCAGCCCGCAUGCACAAAAGAAGAAUGUUUAUGGCAGUAAUAAUAGCCGCUGCUAUCUAUGGAUGGAUUUUAAAGUUGCUGAGAGCUGGCAGCAUGGUCACCAGAUGACCAGACGAAGGAAGAUGAUGAAAAGAAAGCCCAGCUAACAACUACGGCCUGUAGUGGAGCACUGACUGCAGUUUCUAGAGAGAAGUUUGUUUGGAUGUGGAGUCGGACCAGGAAUGGUGGGAUUGAGAGGUGUUGCUUUACUGACUCAGACUUCUUUCAGCAUUUCAUAAUUAUAAUUUUCAACUGUUGUUUACAUCUGAAUUUACCAUGUAUGGCUUCUUCUUGUGUAGAAUUAUAUAUCUCUUUGUUGAUGUAACAAUUGGAUAAAAUGACAUGACUAUUCACACUGCAGACACUUUGAAAGCUAUCGGAUACAAUUUAGUCCCACAUAUGGAAGUGGCACAGAUCAGAUUUUUUUUUUUUUGGUGAAUGAAAUCGGAAAUGCGCUGUUCAGACUGCUGUGAAAAAGUCAAAUAUAGAUCACAUUUUGGCAAAAAAUUAUAAUUGGGUCGCAUUGGCCUGCUGUGUGAACUCCUGGACAGGGAUAGGUGUUGAAAUGUCUUCAGAGAAAACUGAGUGAAAGCUCAGCUCCCUUCAAUUUCAGUCUGUUGUACUAUACAUGACCCAGAUGACUGAGAAUAUAUACAGGUAUGUUGAGCUUCUUGUUUCAGGUUUAUUUUGAAAUGACUGUAUUAUCCUCUCUGGCUUCUUGGCUGUGAACACAUCAGAAUGUAUGAAACAUUUACAGAAUUGUGAAAACUUGUAAAAAAAAA